CUUCGUGCUAAUAAAAGCUCCAACAUCCGACCUCGGUCUAUUAAUUUGAAGGCGAGAUAGUUUACGAGUAGCGGCUUGUGGCUUCUGCCUUCUGGCUUCUCGAGGCAGAGGCAUCAUCCGGCAUAUUCACAUAUACACCACACAUCAUGGCCAAUACUCGUGGGAUACUGUCAGCGAUGAAGCUGUACGAGUAUAAGUCUCUGGAAACCGUAGAAGAAAUAAGACUUCUCACAAUACUUCCAGGCCAGUUCGAGGACGAUCUCCAGAUCGAGAUCCACCACGCCUUGUUACAACUGCCUGACGCGGCUCCUACCCAAAGGUUGCCCAUCAACCAGUUGCAAGAAACGUUGCUGGACGGAUGGCGAGUUUUUGAGACGAUAGAUUGCAAGUAUCUGUUCUGGGGAAUUCGCACGGGAGAAACAUCAUGGCAUCAUCCAAACCCCCGAGUCAGUCGUAUGCUGUAUGCGCCACUGCCAAACUAUCCAGACGAUACAUUCAUGCCUGAAUAUGAGGUGCUGUCAUCCACGUGGGGCGAUAAAACUCAGCAGGCUGAAAUAACGGUGGUCAAUGCAGCCAAUGCUCUUGAAGAGCACAGUAAAAUUGAGAUGCAAUUUGACCUCGCUGACGCCAUCAGACAACUCCGCCUCACAGAUAGGACACGCACGCUUUGGGUCGACAUGAUAUGCAUAGACCACAAUAACAAAAGUGAGAAGGCCAUGCAGGCUAAGUGUAUUGGGCGAGUUUAUGCGCUAGCAUCGGUCGUCAUCGUGUGGCUCAGCCACCGAGGAGACAGCGCUGCUCUUGGUCUCGAGACCCUGGCGAAGCUUGGGGGCGAGAUCCAGUACACUAUGGAUGACUUCUGCUUCCCUACCCCUCAGACCACUUACCCGGAGUGGGUCAAGGAGAACACAGCACCGCCAUUUACCAUUGUCGAAUGGAUCGGAGUAGUCGAUUUGCUUAGGCUUGCUUGGUUUCAACAGCGUUGGUCUUGGCAGGAAAUCCAGCUUGGGAACCGAAAUCGCGUUAUGAUAUGCGGGGAGUCCGCGAGGUCGUGGGCAACGGUUCGCAGGGCAAUUAUGGCUCUGUACGGACUGACACGAUGCUUCGGUGGUGGUAUGUUAGAAGUGCAUGGAUUGGUCUGUGGCAGUGUUGAAAGCAUAUUUACGCCUGGCUGGAUUCCCGAGGACAUUUCAAGGCUGUCGGCGCUAUUGCAGAUGCUGAGAGAUUUAAAGCCAGUUGCCAAACGGCUACAAGAUUGCAAUAUAGACUUGAUCGAUGAGCUUGUCUCCAUACUGUGCGACUGCUUCACCAAGGACCGGCUCCCGGACGAUGCGAGCGUGUGGGACCAGCAAGAGGUUCGCAACCUGCUCGACGCCGCAUUAGGAGGUGGAGACUCGAAUGGCCCCUUCGAUGUUAACCUAUGGACACGGCUUAAGGUAAGAAACCAGGGCCACAGCCUUAUUGUCAGCCACAACGGACUGAUUGGGAAGGUCGGGGAUGGCCGCGAGAUGGUCCGAGCUGGCGAUAUGAUCACCACUGUACUGGGACGCAACUCCUCAUUGAUCCUCCGGCCGGCCGGUGACGACGCCUAUGUUGUCAUCACAGGUGCUUUGGUACCAAGUCUCUGUGACUCUGUAUCUAUCCUUAGCCCUCUUCCCGACGGAUGGAAGAUAAAGUUGAUAGACGACCGUGAUCACCCUCAACCUCAGCCGCACUACACCAACAACGCUACAAAUGAAACAACUCGCGAAGAUCCCCGCUUAGGCCCGCUGCCGCCGGGCUGGAUUCGGGUUCAGGGCGAGUGGCAGCAUUCGCAGCCGAUUUUCGUGGAGCAUUUCCAGAACGUGAUGACGGGGGAGGUGGUUCACUGGGAUCUGAGGCUGGAUGCCGAUGCUCUGAGGGAUAGAGGGGUUGCGAUAAAGACCUUUCUUUUGAAGUGA
Messenger RNA from Pseudogymnoascus verrucosus, 1940 nucleotides. RefSeq lists its product as uncharacterized. The record is from RefSeq and is a predicted model, not a curated record. Bases 147 to 1940 code for a protein of 597 amino acids. Gene Ontology annotation, molecular function: protein binding. Lineage: Eukaryota; Fungi; Ascomycota; Leotiomycetes; Thelebolales; Thelebolaceae. The transcript is spliced from 4 exons.